GGCUCCGUUGCUGCAAGCUUCCAGAGGACGAGAUAUGGAGCCUUUACUCCAAGGGGUGGAAUGUUCGCCCGCUUGACGGGCUUAGGCAUGGUCCGAUCUUCCAGAAUAGCCGUUGCGACUGCGACAGGUCUCUUUACAUCAGUAGUGACUGUUCUGGUAUGGCUG
Aureobasidium melanogenum CBS 110374 is the source of this 165-nucleotide messenger RNA. RefSeq lists its product as uncharacterized. The transcript has a single exon. Lineage: Eukaryota; Fungi; Ascomycota; Dothideomycetes; Dothideales; Saccotheciaceae. The annotation marks the transcript as partial. The record is from RefSeq and is a predicted model, not a curated record.